This is a messenger RNA of Peromyscus leucopus (white-footed mouse), 7049 nucleotides long. RefSeq names its product nuclear factor of activated T cells 2 (gene Nfatc2). Gene Ontology annotation, cellular component: transcription regulator complex. The record is from RefSeq and is a predicted model, not a curated record. The coding region runs from base 188 to 2968 and encodes 926 amino acids. NCBI's taxonomy places the organism in Eukaryota, Metazoa, Chordata, Mammalia, Rodentia, Cricetidae. Gene Ontology annotation, biological process: cytokine production; regulation of transcription by RNA polymerase II; calcineurin-NFAT signaling cascade. The transcript is spliced from 11 exons. Gene Ontology annotation, molecular function: transcription factor binding; RNA polymerase II cis-regulatory region sequence-specific DNA binding; DNA-binding transcription factor activity, RNA polymerase II-specific.
GCUGCAACAGGUGCCUCGAGCAGGAAGCUGGCGCCGCCACCCGCUCCCCAGACGCGUCCAGGACCCACUGCGCUCGGGAGACAUCCCCGGCCCCGGCGUGCGCCCCAGACACGGUGACCCUGGUUCGCGCGAGCCUCCUCCCCUCACCGAGACCCUACCAGGCCCCGUAGCCCGGCUGCCCUGAGCCAUGGACGUCCCCGAGCAGCAGCCCGACCCCGACGGUGGGGACGGCCCAGGCCACGAGCCCGGGGGCAGUCCCCAGGACGAGCUGGACUUUUCCAUCCUCUUCGAUUAUGACUAUCUGAACCCCAUCGAAGAAGAACCGAACGCACAUAAGGCCAUCAGCUCACCCUCCGGACUCGCAUACCCGGAUGAUGUCCUGGACUAUGGCCUCAAGCCAGUCAACCCCCUCGCCAGUCUCUCUGGCGAGCCCCCCGGCCGGUUCGGAGAGCCGGAUAGGCUAGGGUUCCAGAACUUUCUGAGCCCCGCCAAGCCAGCGGGGGCUUCGGGCCCGAGCCCUCGGAUCGAGAUCACUCCGUCCCACGAACUGAUGCAGGCAGGGGGGGCCCUCCGCGGGAGAGACGCCGGCCUGCCCCCCGAGCAGCCGGCCCUGGCCCUGGCCGGCCUGGCCGCCGGCCCGCGGUUCACGCUGCCCGUGCCCGGCUUCGAGGGCUACCGCGAGCCGCUUUGCUUGAGCCCCGCUAGCAGCGGCUCCUCCGCCAGCUUCAUUUCUGACACCUUCUCCCCCUACACCUCGCCCUGCGUCUCGCCCAAUAACGCCGGGCCCGACGACCUGUGCCCCCAGUUUCAAAACAUCCCUGCUCAUUAUUCCCCCAGAACCUCUCCAAUAAUGUCACCUCGAACCAGCCUCGCCGAGGACAGCUGCCUGGGCCGACACUCGCCCGUGCCCCGUCCGGCGUCCCGCUCCUCCUCACCCGGUGCCAAGCGGAGGCAUUCGUGCGCAGAGGCCUUGGUGGCCCCCCUGCCCGCAGCCUCGCCCCAGCGCUCCCGGAGCCCCUCGCCCCAGCCCUCGCCUCACGUGGCACCCCAGGACGACGGCAUCUCCGCUGGGUUCCCCCCCACGGCUGGCUCUGCUGUUCUCAUGGAUGCCCUCAACAGCCUGGCCACCGACUCGCCCUGCGGGAUCCCCUCCAAGAUAUGGAAGACCAGCCCUGACCCGACCCCCGUGUCCACCGCGCCGUCCAAGGCGGGCCUGGCUCGCCACAUCUACCCCGCCACCGUGGAGUUCCUGGGGCCUUGUGAGCAGGAGGAGGGGAGGAAUUCUGCUCCCGAGUCCAUCCUGCUGGUACCACCCACCUGGCCCAAGCAGCUGGUGCCGGCCAUUCCCAUCUGCAGCAUCCCCGUGACUGCAUCCCUCCCUCCACUAGAGUGGCCACUGUCCAAUCAGUCAGGUUCUUACGAGCUGCGGAUCGAGGUCCAGCCCAAGCCUCAUCACCGGGCCCACUACGAGACGGAGGGCAGUCGUGGCGCUGUCAAGGCCCCGACAGGAGGUCACCCUGUGGUGCAGCUCCAUGGCUACAUGGAAAACAAGCCCCUGGGCCUUCAGAUCUUCAUUGGGACGGCUGAUGAGAGGAUCCUUAAGCCGCAUGCUUUCUACCAAGUACACAGGAUCACGGGCAAAACCGUUACCACCACCAGCUAUGAGAAGAUCGUGGGCAACACCAAGGUCCUGGAGAUCCCGUUGGAGCCAAAAAACAACAUGAGAGCCACCAUCGACUGUGCAGGCAUCCUGAAGCUUCGAAACGCCGACAUCGAGCUGCGGAAGGGCGAGACAGACAUCGGCAGAAAGAACACGCGAGUUCGCCUGGUGUUCCGAGUGCACGUCCCGGAGCCGAGUGGCCGCAUCAUCUCCCUGCAGGCAGCGUCCAACCCCAUUGAGUGCUCUCAGCGCUCUGCCCACGAGCUGCCCAUGGUGGAGAGACAAGACGUGGACAGCUGCCUGGUCUAUGGGGGCCAGCAGAUGAUCCUCACAGGCCAGAACUUUACAGCUGAGUCCAAGGUUGUGUUCAUGGAGAAGACCACAGAUGGGCAGCAGGUGUGGGAGAUGGAAGCCACGGUGGAUAAAGACAAGAGCCAGCCUAACAUGCUUUUUGUUGAGAUCCCCGAGUAUCGGAACAAGCACAUCCGCGUACCCGUGAAAGUGAACUUCUACGUCAUCAAUGGAAAGAGAAAACGAAGUCAGCCACAACACUUUACCUACCACCCAGUCCCUGCCAUCAAGACGGAGCCCAGUGAUGAGUAUGACCCUUCUCUGAUCUGCAGCCCUGCCCAUGGAGGCCUGGGGAGCCAGCCAUAUUACCCACAGCACCCAAUGCUGGCCGAGUCCCCUUCCUGUCUUGUGGCUACCAUGGCCCCCUGCCAACAGUUCCGCUCGGGGCUCUCCUCCCCCGAUGCCCGCUACCAGCAGCAGAGCCCUGCGGCGGCUCUCUACCAGCGGAGCAAGAGUUUGAGUCCAGGCCUGCUGGGCUACCAGCAGCCAGCUCUCCUGGCAGCACCCUUGGGCCUGGCCGAUGCCCACCGCUCUGUGCUGGUGCACGCUGGUUCUCAGGGCCAGGGGCAAGGAUCCACCCUGCCACACACAUCCUCCGCUAGCCAGCAGGCCUCGCCUGUGAUUCACUACUCACCCACAAACCAGCAGCUCCGUGCCGGGGGGCACCAGGAGUUCCAACAUAUCAUGUACUGUGAAAACUUUGGCCCCGGCUCUGCCAGGCCUGUCCCACCGUCCAUCAACCAAGGUCAGAGGCUGAGCCCCGGCUCUUACCCCACGGUCAUCCAGCAACAGACUGCCUUGAGCCAAAGAGCUACCAAAAACGGACCCCCAGUCAGUGACCAGAAGGAUGCUACGCCCACCGGAGUGGCAAUCAAACAGGAACAGAACCUGGACCAGACCUACCUGGAUGACGAGCUGAUAGACACACCCCUUAGCUGGAUACAAAACAUAUUAUGAGACCGAGUGACUGGUCUUUGAUCCGAGAAAUCAAAGCGAAAGUUAAUGAAAUCAUCAGGAAGGAGUUUUCAAGACCUCCCCCACGAAAUCAGACCUAGAAACAGCCAUUAUUGCAAGAAACCUUCCGCCUUGGACCCCUCUGUCUCUCCCUGCCUUCUCUGACUGGAACACUGUAUGUGGGCACAGCGCAAGCUGCUGGUGUCGGAGCCUGCCACCCCUCAAAGCUCAUCUCAGCUGAUGUCCACAGAGACUGGAUUUUCACCAGAAAAAGCAACUGCCUGCUGACCAAAGCCCCAUUCUCAACUCACCAGGAAGCUGAGCUUGCCUGAGACCCGAGGCUGGGCUCGGGGAGAGAACUGGGAACUUCGGCCCCAGUCCACAGACAUGACUCCAAUCUCUCCUGAAGGGUGUUUAGACAGAGCAACCAAAAGAACAUGCCCAAGAGUCCAACUUUUGGGCUUGAGAACCCCAGAUCUCUAUAGGAGCCAAAACCAGACCAUCAUCUCUGCCCCAGUCAGGGCAUAGCAGAGCUUUAUUUUGAAUUUUCCUUCCAAAGACGAACUGCUUUGCCCUGACAGGACCACCGGUUCCAACUUCUCGGCGUUAAGUUAUAACACAUGUACAUGCUUGCCAGCUUCUGGAGGCUUUGCUUUGUUUUUCUCUGCUUCAAAGAGCCAACUAAGGUGUCUGCAGGCUGGGUCCUCUCAGCCAGCUACUCCCUAACCCUGCUGCCUGCACCAGACCUCUCAUGGGAUCCAGCCAGGGCUGCCUGUUGAGAACAAUGCUUCCAAAGGCUCCUCUCCACCCUCCUCCCAGACAGAGCCUCCUCCACCCAGGAGCUGGGAGAACCUUCUGGGUCUUUGCAUUGACUGUUACAGAGCUAAAGCCGCCUAGCCCAAUCAAAACCUGCAGGUGUCUGUCAGGACUGCCACCAAGCAGAACAAAGGGACUGAAUUAUCCCCCUCCCCUAAACCCAAAGCAGGAAAGCGCCGGCAUCGCCUGUCGUUCUGGUUUUUACCUGGAUGCAUUUGAGUCGCUGUCGAAUCCAAAGCAUUGCACGUGUAACUUGAGCAGAUCUGCCCCAGCGUGUGCCUUUGUGUGAUGAAGCCCUGCUUGGCCGGGUUGUGUGUCCUGUGGACUUGUCCACACUCGCUCUCACCGGGCUCCUCCACAGUCUUCCUCCCCUGGGCAGUUCAUGUUUCCUUCCAGCAGAGUUCUCCUCGCCAUGAACAAGAUAGUUUUCGCUGCUUGCCUUCACCACAGGAGCCCUGUACACGUUGGGCGGGCAUGUUAAGUGACUUUCUCAGCUCUGUCUGCUAGGCAGAGGACCAAGUAGCAAGCCACAGUGGCUAACUACCCAUCAUGUGUUUCUUACAUUCUGACCUUGCCAAGGCCAUCCCAAGGUAAAUCUUCUUGGGAGCUGGGCCAGCUAUGGCCAGCUCUCCAGACGGAGCCCCCUUGCCUAGGGUUCAGCUUGAGCAUGACAAGUGUGACUUCUUGGCUAAUAUCUAGUAUUUCUUCCCCCUAGCAGCAGCACCAGGCUUCCCUCCACCCACCCCACGCAUAGAGCUGAGCAGAAUUCUCUUUUGAACCCAGAAUGUCCACAAGACGUUAAGCACUAAGCCUCUGAUUCUAAGUACUUCCUAUUAAACAAAGCGAGCUUCCCUGCUGGCCCUUCACUGGAGCAAUACCAACUUGUCUGGGGAAGGGUGACAGGGUUGGUGAGAGAUCAGUUCUCACUUGCCCUGGCUGGGAGCCACUUUUUGCACAUGAGGAAUCAGGCCCUUCCUCAGAUUAUCUCAAUGUUUUACCCAAGUGCCUUCCUGCAAUUGUAGUGAGUAGUUCAGUUGCAUUGUCUACAGAGUGAAAAAGGGCUAACUCAUUUCCCAUUAAUCUUCUAACCAUGUCAGCAAAAGGGUUUCCCGUAGUUCAGACCUUCGUGUGUGUGUGUGUGUGUGUGUGUGUGUGUGUGUGUGUGUGUGUAUGCAUGCAUGUGUGCAAGAGGGUUUCCCACAGUUCAGACUCCUGUACCUUCGUGUGUGUGUGUGUGUGUGUGUGUGUGUGUGCAUGCAUGUGUGCAAGAGGGUUUCCCAUAGUUCUGACUCCUGUACCUUUGUGUGUGUGUGUGUGUGUGUGCGUGUGCGUGUGCACGCGCCCUUCCCUUUAGACCAUCUCAUCUGGAUAGUCUAAGAAACCGUCUCAUAAACAAGUAGACCAGGAGGCCAAGGAGAGAAUGGCAUUUUUUCCAGACAGGCCAGAGAAAGUGUGUGAGUAGCAGAUAGUUAUCAAGGAGGUUUGGUCAGUCGCAGGCGCUAGGAGGAAGCGUCGCUGGGAGCAAUUGCAUCUAAACCGUUUUUAGAAUGGGAAGAUGCAGUCUGAUCUAAGUCAUUGAGAAAAAGAUGCCCGAUUAGUGAAGGUGGUGGUGUUGCAUGUGGGUCAGAAGGAUCGGAGCAGAAAUGUGACUUUGUUAAAUCCAUGGUGAUGUUGGUGUGUGGCACUCUGACCGUCCGUCUUGCUGAAUGUGGUACUUAACUCUUCAAAGUCCGCACAUCUUCCUGAUUGUACAAAGACAGCUGCUGGGAAUAUAUAUAUCCACCCAGAUCAGUAUGAUAUUAAAUUUUAUUUUCUUACCUGGAUUUUGAUGCUUUUUAUCUGCCCUCAAAAUAUCUCAUUCCUGUUGGAGUUAGAACAUAUUUAUAAAUGGUCAGAUGUCUUUUUAAGGUUUUUUUUUAAACAUAUAUAUCUUGAUUUUUCUGUAAGAGAAAUGGUGUGUUUCUGAAUUUUUUUUUUCAUUCCAGAAAAACAAAUCCAAAGAUGCACCUUGGGUCACUGUCAGGACCUCAGGACAGGAGGGAGGGGGACUGGGAGGAAAGAGCAUCUUUUUCUUGCUCGAGAAAGAUACACACUCCUCCAGCCUCAAGCCUGGGUUUUCCCUGAGAAUUGCACACAAAGGGGUUAGUUGGUAGUUUUGAUUUAAAGCCACAGAACCCUGUCUUUUCAUGGACUGACAAGAUCCUACAGCUUGAUCGUGACAGAAACCACCACAUGGAGUCCUCACAGGUGGCCCCGUGGGCAGCAUCCAAAGGACAGCCAUCUUGUGUCCAGCACAUUGGAGCCAUGGGCAGAGGGAGCUGGUUCCUCCCAAGGCCUGGGAUAGCUGGUUCACAUCCAGUAGUCUGGUCAUCUGUCACCCAUCACCACCAGCCACCCUCAGCACUGUCACACAGAGAGGUCGGAAGCAGUGUGUUUUGAUUGUCACUCAGAACCAAAGGGAGGCCGGGUUGGUCUGUUUUUGCACCACAGUGCUCAGCAUUGACAGACUGUGGGUGGCCAAGCUGGGAUGAGCAUUCCUGAACUCUGCUGGACGGACAACCCUGAGGAACCCCACACAUCCCCACCACUGGCAUCUCCCAACCUUGGGCAUCAAAGCUUCAUGGACCCAAACCAGCCAGCUGCAGAGCGAAAGAGUUUCCUGCAAUCCAGGCAGCUGCUAAAAUGAGGCAACAUCACCUUCACCUAUGACCAAUUUACCCGUGCCUUGACAUACAGCCACCAUCCCUGUCUUAACCCAGUUUGUUUACAGCUAACUCUCGUGAUGGGCAAGAGCAGUGCUUCCCUGAGCAGGCCCCUCUGAGGUCACAGAGGGGUCCUAGGAGUCAAAGGGUUAAUGCUGCCUCUAUGCAGCUCCUGAGACAGAUGGGAAUAAAUGUCCCUGCCCUUUCAGCCUUUAGAUGGGCUGGGUGCAGAUGGUGCUGUUGCCAUGUGACUAGGAGCCCCAGUGUUCUGGUUGGCCAGAGCAUUCUGUGGGAGCAUCCCAGACAUCAGAGGACCCUUGUUCCCCAUCAUCUCUCAGCCCUCACAGGGAGUCUCACAAUCCUCCAGCUCCUAGAGGUUGCCCCAGUGAUGCCUGAAGACCAGGGUUUGGGAAAAUCCCGACUGUCUUGAGUCGGAAUAUAGCGCAUUCCUAUGCAAAAUGAUUUUAAUCUUCAGUUUCAUGUAGUUUAUUUUUGCUAUAUGUAAAGUAUUUUUAUACGGCUUGUAUGAUGACAGCUUAGCAAUAAAACAGUUGAGAGCAACUUUU